UGUGUGCGCUAUUGGCCCAUGCAUGCCCAUCUCUGUGGUGCUUGGAGCGCGCGGCCUUGUCUACGGUGUCCGCGCUCGCUUAGUCCGUCAGUACGUCAAAAUGGCUGGGAGCAUUCUCGAAAACCUAAGCGGUCGCAAGCUCGCCUGCAUAGUGGCGAUUGUGCUUAUACUUCAGGUGGUCUGCUUCCUGAUCGGCGGCCUGAUAGCUCCAGCCCCGUCCAAUGCUGACCAGAUUCUUGCAACCAUAUGCAAGAAGGAUACCUUGCUUCCCAUGGGCACCUUUGAUGACACCUGGCACAUACCACGUGGGCAUGGCGGCCAGCCCACAAACUGCAAUGUCAUCCAUGAGCUCUCAGAUACAUCCAGAAUGGAUCCAAAUCUGACAGCUAACCACAUCGUCUUUGCAUUCCAAGCUCCAGGACCACGAUCAGAUGAGGACCUCGACUAUUCACGGUGGAUGCAAAACCUUAUAGGCAUCCUUCAGCUGGACAUUAUCCACAGUGACUCCCAUCCAAUGACUGCGAACCCGCUGCUUAGCCUUGAGGUGAAGCUUGGCUACAGGAAUAAACACGACCCUCCAGACAAGUGGACGCUUGCGGCAAAGUCUGUUGAGGAACGUUAUUUGCAGUGCAAUGUAAAUAACACCCAGGUUCCUGAUGGCCAUGCAUACAACUGUGAUGUCCUGAGCCUCUUUGAACUAGGCAGCCUCCACCAUGACUAUUAUCUCUUGAAUUUGCGGCUGCCGAUAGAUGAAAACAAUCCCGGCAACAAAGAGCUCAAGGAAGUCAGGGACGUUUGGCUUGUGCUUAUCCACCAAAAUGGCGGCUUCACAAAGGUGUGGGUCUCCCUCAAGACAUUCUUCUUUCCUGUUGUGCUGGCCACACUGAUCUGGUUUUGGCGACGCAUCAGAAUGCUGGCACGUCCGCCACACCUCAUAGAAGGCUUGCUGCUUUCCCUGGGGAUCGCUCUGACUCUACUCAACUUGCCCCUUGAGUUCCUUACUCUUUGGUUCAACCUGCCGUUCAUGUUACUCUUGAGUGACAUCAGACAGGGAAUCUUCUACGCGACACUGCUAAGCUUCUGGCUCAUUUUUUGCGGAGAGCACCUUAUGGAUGACGUGGAGCGCAACAGGUUGCGGUCAUAUUGGAAGCACCUUAGUGCCGUGAUAACAGGCUGCGUCUGCCUCUUUAUCUUUGAUCUGUGUGAAAGGGGGAUUCAGAUGAAGAAUCCUUUCUACAGCAUCUGGGCAACUCAUGUUGGCAGCAAUCUUGCACUGGCAUUCAUCAUAGCCGGUGGGGUUUCAGCUGGAGUUUACUUCCUCUUCCUUUCCUACCUGCUUUAUCGUGUGCUUCGUAACAUUAGCUUCAAGAGGAGUGCACUCCCAAGUAUGAGUCAGGCACGCCGGAUGUACUAUGAGGGCAUUAUAUACAGGUUCAAGUUCCUGCUCCUUGCCACUCAGAUCUGUGCCGCCCUCACCGUUAUUGCCUACAUUAUUGGACAGGUGAGCGAGGGUCGCUGGAAGUGGGAUGAUGACAUCGACCUGGAAUUUACGUCGGCUUUUUUCACGGGGGUCUAUGGCAUGUGGAACCUUUACGUCUUCAUGCUGCUUGUCCUGUACGCACCAUCUCACAAGUAUUACCCCACACCCGCUGAUCACUCCACAAGCCAGGAAGAAAUCGAAUUCAGCCGGCUUACCACGACAGAGCCUGUGCCCACGGAGCCUACAGAGUCAUCAUCACUGACAGAGUUCGCUAAAAAGGCAGCCUUGGAUUAGUUUAUCUCGGUUAUGCAACUAAUCAGUCCUCCAGUUUUUUUUUUUUAUCUUUCGCUUUUUAGGACAAUCAAGGUUUAUUGGCCCAACACUUGCAAGACCAGCCAUAUGAACAGGUAUUUUCUCCCAGUAUUGCUGUAAAGCAGUACUUCCCAAACUUUGCUGCCUGGAAGCUUGCUCAAAUUGACAAUACCAAAAAACAGUAAUGCAGCAUGUGUUUGUGUCAGCAUGGCUGCAGACAAUCUGCUCGGAUAAAAAUCUACAAACGGCAACAACUUCCAGCAGCAAAAUUUUUGCUGAUGACAUGUGUGAGUUCAGUAGUCAGAGCACAGUUUCUCAACUCAAAAUUAAAGUCCAGGUGCUACCAUUCUCACUUACGACUCUGCGUUCGAGUACAGCCUCUGCUCGUCCUCAUUGGAGCCAAUGCACUAAAGUCAAAAGGGAACACGUACUUUGCAGUGUUUACAGUUUCUGCUUGUAGAAACGUACUCUUUCCAGAGUUUUGAAAAACUGCCAUUAGCUUGUUAUUGUAAUUGUUGGCAGUCCAUGAAGCUCUUUAGUUGCGUUGGUGACCGCUUGGCUAAAUAUGACAUGGCUCCCCUUAGUCACAAGUUUGGGAAGCACUGAGGCAGGACCAGUGUGAAUAAUCAUUCAAUACUCUGCUGACAGCCUUGCAGGCAUUUUGCUCGUAACUGAUUGCAGUAGUUAUGUUAGGUCUGUUCAUGUUCUUUUUGGAGUCUCUGGGUUGUUUCACAUUUUUGUUCAGCUAGCUUCUAUACAGCUAGACUUUGUAGAGACUUUUCACUAUGUAGUUCAGUCCAUACUUGCCUAUGCUUCAUGGUUUACUUUGUACUUCUUUUGAAUGUUCGAGACGAUUUCAUUUUUUUUUCUUCUAUACGACAUUGUCUUGAUUUGUCACAGCUGUUUCAAGGCUCCCUUUGUGUGUCGCAUUGUGUGUGAAAGUCCCUUUUUUUUUUAAGUUUGGUGAACUGUGUUAUUGUCAUUGCCAUGUUUUUGUUAUUCAAAAUGGGCAUUUACUUGUAUGUAUUGUCCCCUGGUGCACUACAAAGUCUCAAUGGCUUUAAUAGCUCUGUUUUGUAGAUGCGUAAUUAUGAUGGUUCAGGAGACUCCCCAUUUCCUUUGUUGGUAUGUUCACUUCACACAUCUAACUGUGGCAGCUGUUUAUAUAUGUAUACUCUAUUUUGCAGUGGUAUCUACAAAGCAGUGUGGUCUAUGUGGAUUGGUUUGCUUUUACUUCCACUGCUAAUAGCACAUAGCACUUUUUCAUGACUGCACCUGCAAUAAAUAAGUUAGUUGGUCUAUUGCUACUUAAAUUAUAUUUUUGCACAAACUGGGUUCUUUAUUAUUUUUUCCCUGUGUGCUUUUGUCAUGUCAAUGAAAGUUUUGGGGCCAGUGAAGUGUUGUGUCAGGGUAUGGUUCUGGCAGUAAAAGCGAGUUCCCGGCUUUUGGAAGAACAGCUUUAAAUGGUGUGCGCAAGUGACAACUUUUUUGUCAGCAACCUUUAUGAAAACUGUGAUUUUUGUUUUCUUCUAGCUUGCUAAAAAUUGCUAAAAUAGGUUGUGCAUCAGUGGUUAGUGUGUCAUCUUUACUGCACAUAUUUGCUUGUCUAGCCGUGUGCCAAAGGUAUUGUGUGUACUUGCAAGAGCAAAGUUCAGCUCUUACAUUCCUUAACUGGAUGCAUUUGUGAGGAAAGUGCUUAAGUGACAUGAACAAAGAUAACAUUUGAAUGAGUCAAGUUCUGGUGACUGCUGGGAGCAAAUUUUUUCAUGUUUGAAACUUUUUUUCAUAAAUUAGUAACUCUAGCUCUGCAAGAAAGUGAGCAUUGCACUUCUGUAAAUAGAAUCUAGAAGAGCCUUUUAAGCAGGCAAAGUUAUAUUAACUUAUUCCUUGUGCAAAAAGGAGUAGUUCCACACUACUUUUGUCCCUUAUUCUCUAAGUAGUCGUGUGCAUGUACGAAUUUUAUUUGCCUUAUAUACUCUAGUAGAUGAAGCUUCCUGAACUGUAAAUGUAAUUUUCUUAGUUCUGGGUCCACAAGUGCGAGUAUGGUUACAUUUAUAAAAAUCUACAGGUUUUUUUUUUUUGUUAGCUUUUGUAUGAUGACCUAAACUGAGUCUUCUCAGAACAGCUGCUAGAAUAGUAAUCUUUCCAAUGCAAAAACACAUCCAUAUACUUUUAGCUAUUUCAUAAGUGCAUUUCCACGUCUUGCAUGUAUUUCAAUGGAUAUGGCAAGAGCUAAAACUUUCUCUUAGAAGUGUUUCAUAGCAUUAGAAUGUCUGCACGUCGUCUUGUGGCAUGAGCUGUGCUAUUAUUGGAGUGCAAUGGCAUGUGUUUAAAACUUAGUUAUGUGGUGCGCAUUUUUCUACGUGCAACUGCACUCUAUUUCUUUCACACUUUUUGUUACCUUACAUAACAAAGCAGUGUGAACUUGGUGUGUUAUGUAACUGGCACUUUUCUAGGCAUUUAAGUUUUGAUAUAUUGCUUCACAUUGCAGAACCUGGAAUGGAACUGUCUUUGCUAAUGUGAGCCAGUUUUGCAAAAUAAACGGUUUCCUGUCGAA
Molecule: messenger RNA, 4349 nt
Organism: Dermacentor albipictus
Lineage: Eukaryota; Metazoa; Arthropoda; Arachnida; Ixodida; Ixodidae
Gene: wls
Product: Wnt ligand secretion mediator
Biological process (GO): Wnt protein secretion; intracellular protein transport; Wnt signaling pathway
Cellular component (GO): endomembrane system; organelle membrane
Molecular function (GO): Wnt-protein binding
Source: RefSeq, a predicted model, not a curated record